GUCGUCUUCCCCAGCUUUUUCAUUUUUUGGGUUUUGUAACCCUUGUUGCAGGCGGCUGAAGCUACUCGGAUCUCUCUUCUCAAUUUCUCCUUUUGUAGAAUUGAACUAGGAGGAAGGAAGUCAUGUGGUUCAGAAUAGGCACUUCACGUGCAGUGCAGAGAUAAAGUAAUUCUUUUUAAAAAAGUAGAGAGACCCGUGAGCUCUCACUUGCACGUACGUGACACGUGAGCAUGAUUGGACAUUAGAGACGAGACGAAGCUGCCCUCUUUCCUCCUUCCAUUACUGUACUGAACUGAGCUAAGUUACAGUGUUCUUAAGGUACAACAACGUCCUAAUCCACAGUUUCUUUUCUUGGGGGUUCUUGAAAUUAAAGAAAAAAAGGGUACUUUCUUUUCAGGUCAUUGCUACUUCUUUAAGUUCUUCUUAUAGACAAAAUUUUCCUGCUAAAAGCUUGGUUGGGGGCAUCCUCAGUGUUUUAUUUUCGUCCCUUCUCUUGUCUGUAUUAUUAAGAGACAGCCAAAUCUGCUUUGUCGGUAAAGUUUAGGAUUUAAUGGCUACUUUUAAUACUGUUAAAGAUGCGGUGAAGCUCUUUGACGCUGGUUUCUCUGGAGGAAAACCUCUCAGCAAGAGACAAGAACAGGGAGUGUUGGUGGAUGAGACAAACCUCUGUCUCUGGAACAGAGAGGUUAAUAAGUUGAAGGAAAAGAUAAAGAAUGCUGAGAAGACCAAGAGUGAGGCUUUGUUAGAGCUUGAGGAAGCUAAGAAAACGGUUGAGCAUCUCAGUCAGAAGCUGGGAAUUAAGCAGAAUGUGGGAAGUGGUGAGAAAGAUUUAGAUUUGAGUACUAGUGUGAGAGGUGUGACUACAGAGUUGGGCUUUGCUAAGGAAUCGAUUCAUAGAGUAGCUGAAGAGGAGAGUGAACUGUGUAUGUUAAUGGAGUCUCUUAACCUCGAGCUUCAAAAAGUGGAGAAAGAACAUUCAGAGCUUAAAGAGAGUGAGCAAAGAGAGAGGGAUCAAGCCAUUGAGAAGCUAAAAAAGGAAACCAAAGAUGCAAAGACCGAACUGAAGCUGUUAGAAGAAGAGCUAAAGAUUGCUCUUUUCGAGGCUCAAGAAGCAGAAGCAGCGGAGAAACAGGCCAGGGAACAGUUAAAUGUUGCAGUUUUACAAUCCGAUUUCAGAUCAUCAUCAGCUGAGGUGAAAGAAAGUGGUGCUGAAGAAUUAACUGAGACAGAAGCGUUAAGAGCUUGUAGAGAUGAAACACUCAAGACAUUAGAGAUGAGUGAGAGAGAGAUUGAAGAUAUAAAAGCAGCAACACAAGAUGCCUUGAAGAAAGCUGAGAUGGCUCAAGAAGCUACAAUUGUGGUGGAUGUAGAGCUUAAACGAAGGCGUAAAGCAGCGAGUAGGAUCUUGGCAGAAUCCAAAAUGUGUGCCAAAUCAACAAAGGAAGUGCUCAAGUCAAAACCGAGAUCAUCGUCAAAAGAAGGUUGUUUGGUCAAGUGUUAGACAGAAGAAUCUCUAAUCACUUUUGUAAUUGUAAUAAUCUGUAACUCAUAAUAAGGAGAAGAAGUGUCACUUUGUUGGUAGUGGUCAAAGUUGUAAGCGUUAACUAAUAUAAGGUUGUGUGGUUCGAUCA
Molecule: messenger RNA, 1631 nt
Organism: Camelina sativa (false flax)
Lineage: Eukaryota; Viridiplantae; Streptophyta; Magnoliopsida; Brassicales; Brassicaceae
Source: RefSeq, a predicted model, not a curated record